Messenger RNA from Corylus avellana, 1653 nucleotides. Lineage: Eukaryota; Viridiplantae; Streptophyta; Magnoliopsida; Fagales; Betulaceae. The record is from RefSeq and is a predicted model, not a curated record.
AUGGUUAAACUUAUAGUCAUAUGGUUCGUAAUUCCAGCGGUGAAAAACCGAACAGCUGCUCAUGCGAACCACACGCUUUCUCUGAUUGUUCUCCUUCAGUAUGUUCCUCGUUUUUUUGUUAUUUUUCCUUUGCACCGGCGGAUCAUCAAAACCACCGGAUCUAUAGCCAAGACUGCUUGGGCAGGGGCAGUGUACAAUCUCCUUCUCUAUAUUUUAGCUAGCCAUAUUUUUGGAGCUUCAUGGUAUUUGUUGUCAAUUCAGCGGCAGCUUAAGUGCUGGAGCAUAGAGUGCUUAAAUGAGAUGAAUGCCACGCACUCUCCGUCAUGUGAUCCUUUGUUUCUUGACUGCAACAGUUUGGACAAACCCGAAAGGCGGGCUUGGCUGAAUGUAACUAAAGUGCUCACUAGCUGUGAUGCUCGAAAAGAUUACUCUUUCCAGUUUGGAAUGUUUGCUGAUGCCUUUACUAAUGAUGUUGCUUCUUCUAUUUUCAUUGAGAAGUACUUCUAUUGCCUGUGGUGGGGUUUGAGGAAUUUAAGCUCAUAUGGACAAACUCUAGUUACAAGCACUUUUAGCGGUGAAACAUUGUUCAGCAUUCUCAUUAGCAUAUCUGGUCUUGUUCUGUUCUCACACCUCAUAGGCAACAUGCAGAGUUAUCUGCAAUCUACAACAGCAAGACUAGAAGAAUGGAGGGUCAGACGAAGAGAUACAGAGGAGUGGAUGAGGCACCGUCAAUUACCUCCAGAAUUGCAGGAGCGUGUACGUCGGUUUGUUCAAUACAAAUGGCUUGCUACAAGAGGUGUAGAUGAAGAAUCCAUUUUGCGCUCUUUGCCUCUGGACCUUCGCCGUCAAAUUCAAAUACAUCUUUGUCUCGCCCUUGUUCGCCGCGUUCCUUUUUUCGCGCAAAUGGAUAAUCAGCUCUUAGAUGCCAUCUGUGAACGCCUUGUGUCGUCGUUGAAUACAAAAGACACAUAUAUGGUCAGGGAGGGUGAUCCAGUGAACGAGAUGCUAUUCAUCAUUAGAGGGCAGCUGGAGAGCUCCACAACCGACGGUGGAAGAUCAGGAUUCUUCAACUCUAUUACCCUCAGAGCCGGCGAUUUUUGUGGGGAAGAGUUGCUGACAUGGGCUCUAAUGCCCACCUCAAGCCUCAACCUUCCAUCAUCAACUCGAACAGUGAAGUCCAUUACUGAAGUUGAGGCAUUUGCUCUUCGAGCUGAAGACCUAAAGUUUGUUGCCAGCCAGUUCAAGCGCCUGCAUAGCAAGAAACUCCAGCAUGCUUUCAGGUACUACUCCCACCAGUGGAGAACAUGGGGAGCUUGCUUUAUACAAGUUGCAUGGAGACGGUGCAUGAAAAGAAAGAAGGAAAUGGAGUUGGCAAGACAAGAGGACUUCUUUUAUACACAUAUUUUGGAACAAGACUUUAACUAUAGGGAUGGAUCAGGCGCAGAUUAUGUGGAUAUUAGUGGUGCUGAAAGAUUGUCAUCAGUUGACAAUGUACAUAAUGCUCAGAACUUGGGAGCUACAAUUUUGGCUUCAAAAUUUGCUACAAACACCAAAAGAGGGGUUCAACACAAGUCUGAUGCAACCAGCUUGCAGAUGCCCAAGCUGUUUAAGCCAGAGGAACCUGAUUUCUCAUCAGACACUGAAGAUAGUUGA